AUUUAAGACACAGCACAAAACAGAAUCUUCUCUUUUUGCCCUUUUCCUUUUAAUGCCUUAUUCAGAACUAAACUUCCACUCCUCCACCAAUCCCACCCCACCACGUGACUCUUUCCUAUUGUUUCCUCCAUGGCAGGACUUCACCUUCCAAGUCAAUACAGAGCUUCAAAAAACAUCGGAUCCUCAGUUUCCUCUGGCUUUCUUUGUUUUCUCUGUUUUCACUGAGAAAAUACAAUGAAGUCGGAGACUUUAACGUUAAUUCUUGUGAAUCUCGCCGGCAUAAUGGAGAGGGCCGACGAGUCGUUGUUACCGGGGGUGUACAAAGAAGUCGGCGCCGCUUUGCAUACAGACCCCACUGGCUUAGGCUCGCUCACUUUAUUUAGAUCAAUUGUGCAGUGUUCUUGCUACCCUUUGGCUGCUUACUUAGCUACCAGAUAUAACCGAGCUCAUGUCAUUGCUCUUGGAGCUUUUCUAUGGGCUGCAGCUACCUUUCUUGUUGCCAUUUCAAAUACUUUCCUUCAGGUAGCAGUUUCAAGAGGGUUAAAUGGAAUAGGACUUGCUAUUGUCACACCUGCAAUUCAGUCCCUUGUUGCUGAUUCAACUGAUGACAGCAACCGCGGCAUGGCUUUCGGGUGGCUGCAGCUGGCCGGAAACAUUGGUUCCAUCAUCGGUGGGCUCUUUUCGGUACUGAUAGCCUCAACAUCAUUUAUGGGAAUACCUGGUUGGAGAAUUGCAUUUCAUCUGGUUGGCCUAAUUAGUGUUAUAGUUGGAAUUCUGGUCCGCCUUUUCGCCCAGGAUCCGCGCAUCCUGGAAGGCCAAAAUAGAGCUAAAAAUGGGAUAUCACAGAAGUCUUUUAUGUCAGAAAUGAGGGACUUGAUCAAUGAAGCAAAAAUGGUUAUCAAAAUCCCAUCUUUUCAAAUAAUUGUAGCUCAAGGUGUUUCAGGAUCAUUCCCUUGGUCAGCCUUAUUCUCAUUUUCUCCAAUGUGGUUAGAGCUCAUAGGCUUCUCCCACAAGUUAACUGCAUUUCUGAUGACUUUAUUUGUGGUUGCUUGCUCCCUUGGUGGCCUAUUCGGAGGAAAACUGGGGGACAUUCUCGCAAGACGCUUCCCAAAUUCCGGGCGGAUAGUUUUAUCACAGAUUAGUUCUGGUUCAGCCAUUCCUAUAGCAGCCAUUUUGCUUCUGGCAUUGCCUGAUGAUCCAUCCACAGCAUUCGUCCAUGGCCUAGUGAUUUUCAUCAUGGGAUUAUGCAUCUCCUGGAAUGGUCCCGCAACGAACAAUCCAAUCUUUGCAGAAAUAGUUCCUGAGAAAUCGCGAACCAGCAUCUACGCGUUGGAUCGAUCUUUCGAGUCCAUUCUGGCAUCCUUUGCUCCUCCUAUGGUUGGAAUUUUAGCUCAACAUGUUUAUGGCUACAAACCAGUUCCCAAGGGAGCUUCAGAUUCAAUUGAGAUUGCGACAGACAGGCAGAAUGCUACAUCACUUGCCAAGGCACUCUACACAGCAAUUGGCAUUCCAAUGACAAUUUGCUGCUUCAUUUACUCCUUUCUUUACUCCACAUACCCAAGAGAUCGCGAGCGCGCAAGGAUGCAUGCCUUAAUAGAAUCAGAAAUGCAACAAUUGGAAGCAGAUUGUUGUCCUGGAAUGGAGAAACACUCUCAAGUUGAUGUUUCAGAAUCGAAAACAACGGAUGGGAUGGAAGCAAGCAGAAUUGACGUAGAGCAUGGAGGGGAGGAGCCUAAUGAUUUAGAUGAUAAUGAUGAAAAGUACUUGCUUUCCCAGAAAUGAUCAUUAAUAUUGUGGUAAAAACAUAGACAACUUGAUCAUUUUUGAGGAAUUUAUACAUUAUUUUACAGGAUCAUUAGUUUAUGAUCAAUGGAUACUUGCAUACGUUCUUCAGCUAUUUAUUGAUUGAAAACA
This is a messenger RNA of Mangifera indica (mango), 1914 nucleotides long. Its product is annotated as protein spinster-like. Bases 235 to 1782 code for a protein of 515 amino acids. Gene Ontology annotation, molecular function: transmembrane transporter activity. NCBI's taxonomy places the organism in Eukaryota, Viridiplantae, Streptophyta, Magnoliopsida, Sapindales, Anacardiaceae. The record is from RefSeq and is a predicted model, not a curated record. Gene Ontology annotation, cellular component: membrane. The transcript has 3 exons. Gene Ontology annotation, biological process: transmembrane transport.